This is a messenger RNA of Drosophila serrata, 1538 nucleotides long. RefSeq names its product Succinyl-coenzyme A synthetase beta subunit, GDP-forming (gene ScsbetaG). NCBI's taxonomy places the organism in Eukaryota, Metazoa, Arthropoda, Insecta, Diptera, Drosophilidae. Gene Ontology annotation, cellular component: mitochondrion; succinate-CoA ligase complex. Gene Ontology annotation, biological process: succinyl-CoA metabolic process; tricarboxylic acid cycle. The record is from RefSeq and is a predicted model, not a curated record. Gene Ontology annotation, molecular function: ATP binding; succinate-CoA ligase (GDP-forming) activity; metal ion binding.
GUGCGGCGGCGGCGGUGAAUUUUGGUUGCGUUUUUUAAAACAAUUAUUGCUGAUAAAGUGGACCGGUUCAUAAAAAUAAAUUCAUAAAAAUUAUUCAAGAGGAAUAAGCACCCGCCGAAGAACAGCAAAGAUGUCGUUUUUACUAAAGGCAGCCGUCACAGCCCGCAAUAUCGUUUAUAAGGUGCCAGUCCGCCACCUGAAUCUCCUCGAGUUCCAGAGCAAGGAUCUCCUCCAGAAAUAUGGAGUGGCCAUUCAGCAGUUCAAGGUCUUGGAUAACUCCAAAGCCGAUGCCGAGGUGGUCAAGACAUUUGAGUACCCGGAAUAUGUGGUGAAGGCGCAGAUAUUGGCCGGUGGGCGUGGCAAAGGUACUUUCGAUAAUGGAUUUAAGGGCGGUGUGCAUAUCACUUCAAACAAGAGCGAGGUGCUUUCGCUCAGCCAGAAGAUGAUAGGAAACCGACUGAUAACCAAACAAACGCCCAAGUCUGGAAUUAUGGUCAAUAAGGUCAUGGUGGCCCGCAGUGUCAACAUUACCCGGGAGACAUAUCUCUGCAUCUUGCUGGAUCGUGAGCACAAUGGCCCCGUGUUGAUUGCCUCGCCGGCGGGCGGUGUGGAUAUUGAAGCUGUCGCCGAGGAGACCCCAGAGAAAAUUAAGACUGUUCCCUUGGACAUUGACCAGCCCAUACCAGAGGCAACACUGGUAGAGGUGGCCAAGUUCCUGGAGUUUAAGGGAGAUGCUGUGAAGCGGUGUGCCGCAGAAAUUCAAAAACUCUACACUCUCUUUAAGGCUGUCGAUGCCGUACAGAUUGAGAUUAAUCCCCUGGCAGAGACGGAUAAGGGAGAGGUGAUCUCUGUUGAUGCCAAGCUCAACUUUGAUGACAACGCUGAGUUCCGUCAGAAGGAUAUCUUCUCCAUGGAUAUCACCGAAGAGGAGUCUGAUCCCCGUGAAGUAGAGGCGGCCAAAUACAAUCUAAACUACGUUGCGAUGGAUGGUAACAUUGGAUGUUUGGUUAAUGGCGCUGGACUGGCCAUGGCCACCAUGGACAUCAUCAAGCUGAAUGGCGGUGAACCGGCCAAUUUCUUGGAUGUCGGUGGCGGUGUUAAAGAGGAUCAGGUGGCCAAGGCAUUUGAAAUCCUAACCGCCGAUCCGAAAGUCAAGGGAAUCCUGGUCAAUGUUUUCGGUGGCAUUGUCAACUGUGCCACCAUUGCCAAUGGCAUUGUGGCGGCUUCCAAGAAACUGCAACUCAAUGUACCAUUGGUUGUCCGAUUGGAGGGCACCAAUGUGAACCAGGCCCGCGAAAUCCUUAAGAAUUCCGGUUUGCCCAUCCAGACGGCCAGUGAUUUGGAUGAUGCUGCCCACAAGGCAGUGGCUGCUCUUAAAUAGAGUGGAGUUUUAAUAAUUUAAGGAAGGAUUUUCUAUUAUUUAGGAGAAAAUGUCUUCCAUAAAAAUAUCACGACGCACAUUAGCAUUUAAAACGGACAGGCCUUUUAUAUAUAAGUUUUAUCGACAAUAUAUCCGGAAUAUGUUAUUUUUAACAUAA